AUGUCGGUGCACCCGCUGGAGUACCUGUCCCCGUUUUUGAAGCUUGUGCGGGAGCCGGACGUCAGCGGGCCCAUAACAGGCGUCGCGCUGACGGCGCUGUGGCGGCUGCUGUCCAGCGGCGCUGUGGCGGAGACCACGGUCGGCGCGGCAGCGGCGCGGGGGCGGGUGCCUCGCUGCAGCGACAGCGGCGGGGGCACGGCGGGCGGCGGCCGUGGACAGGGCGUGACAGCGGCAGGGCCCGCUUUGAGGCUGGAGCGGGAGGGCCGGCCAGCAGCGGCUGGCGUUGAGCGGCGUGAGGCCGGGGCUGUGCUCGGCGGCGCAGCCGCGGCGUCUGAGGCCGUCAACGCGAUUGUGGAGGACACCACGCAGUGCAAGUUUGAGGCCACCAGCCCCUCCAGUGACGAGGUCCUGCAGGCGGUGGUGAAGUGCCCGGCGGGUGUGGGGCUGUCGGACGACUCGGUCUGCAAGGCAUACCAGGCGGCCUUCAUGCUGGGCAACCUGGAUGCUGACACGCGCGGCAGCAAGGGGCGGGAGGUGUCAGAGCUGCUGACCCACUACAGCCGUCAGAUCAUGGGCGAGAUCACCACGGUGAUCUUCUCGAGGUGCGCAUGA
Monoraphidium neglectum is the source of this 612-nucleotide messenger RNA. RefSeq lists its product as hypothetical. The record is from RefSeq and is a predicted model, not a curated record. NCBI's taxonomy places the organism in Eukaryota, Viridiplantae, Chlorophyta, Chlorophyceae, Sphaeropleales, Selenastraceae. The coding region runs from base 1 to 612 and encodes 203 amino acids. The transcript has 6 exons.